Cucumis sativus (cucumber) is the source of this 917-nucleotide messenger RNA. Its product is annotated as embryogenic cell protein 40. The transcript is spliced from 2 exons. The coding region runs from base 119 to 607 and encodes 162 amino acids. NCBI's taxonomy places the organism in Eukaryota, Viridiplantae, Streptophyta, Magnoliopsida, Cucurbitales, Cucurbitaceae. The record is from RefSeq and is a predicted model, not a curated record. Gene Ontology annotation, biological process: response to water.
UUAUAUUCCUCCAACACUUAUAUUUGCUUCUUUGGUUUUGUUUCAAGCUAUCGUUUCAUCCUUUUCUCUCUCUCUCUCUCUCUCUCUCUCUAUACAAAGUACAAACCAUAUAUCUACAAUGGCGAAUGUACGCGAUGAGCAUGGGAACCCGGUUCAACUUACCGACGAACGUGGGAACCCUGUUCAACUCACCGACGAAUUCGGUAACCCCAUGCAGCUCACCGGUGUUGUUGGCACCACACCGUCCAACCUCCAUCCCACCCCACCUUCCAACCUCCACCCCACCGCCGUCACCACCACAGGAGAAAACGUUGCUCAAACGCAGCCCCCUCGAGAAAUCCAUGACGCCUCACCGCGUCGUUCGAGCAGUUCCAGCUCUAGCUCCUCGGAGGAUGAUGGACAAGGCGGGAGGAGAAGGAAGAAGAAAGGGUUGACACAGAAGAUAAAGGAGAAGUUAACCGGAAGUGGAAAACACAAGGAGGCGGGCACGACGGGGGAGCAUCACGAAAGCACCACCACCACCACGACGUCGGUCGAACAUCAUGAACCUGGGAAGAAGGGGGUCAUGGAGAAGAUCAAAGAGAAAUUACCUGGCCACCAUCAUUGAGACGACUCUACUCUCCAAUUAUAUCAUGGAGCCUUGUGUAGUAUAUAUAUGUUUGUGUUUUGUGUAACUUGUACUGUUUGUGUGUUUUUAUGAUUUUGGCUGUUGUGCUUUUACAGAUUUUAUACUUUUGGAUAUUUUGAUUUCCAAUUUGUGUAUCUUUGCAAGUUUGGGUUCUUUGUAAUCUCUUAGGGGUUUCAAUAAUUGUAGUUUAACUUCUCUUCUACAUAAAACUAAUAGCUAUGGACAGUACUGUAUAUAAGACAUUUUUAUUUGGUUAUUGAUUCGUGCGGGAGUUGCUGGGGCUUGGUCA